Molecule: messenger RNA, 1850 nt
Organism: Ixodes scapularis (black-legged tick)
Lineage: Eukaryota; Metazoa; Arthropoda; Arachnida; Ixodida; Ixodidae
Gene: Vha26
Product: V-type proton ATPase subunit E
Exons: 5
Coding region: 143-811 (222 amino acids)
Biological process (GO): proton transmembrane transport
Cellular component (GO): proton-transporting two-sector ATPase complex, catalytic domain
Molecular function (GO): proton-transporting ATPase activity, rotational mechanism
Source: RefSeq, a predicted model, not a curated record
GCGGUCGCCUCCUGUUUUGCGGCACCCGGCGGACAUCACAUGACGGCUGUGCGGCAAUUCUAGGUUUUUAAUCGGUUCGCCCAAGUUCUCUCGCUGAACAACAGUUCCUUCUUCGAGUUCGGGUUCCACAACACCACAAGCCAUGGCUCUCAGCGACUCCGACGUCCAAAAGCAGAUCAAGCACAUGAUGGCUUUCAUCGACCAGGAAGCCAACGAGAAGGCAGAAGAAGUAGACGCCAAGGCGGAAGAAGAGUUCAACAUCGAGAAGGGUCGCCUGGUCACGGAGCAAAGGCUCAAGAUCAUCGACUACUACACCCGUCGAGAGAAGCAAGUUGAGCUGCAGCGCAAGAUCCAAAGCUCCAACAUGCUGAACCAGGCCCGGCUGAAGGUGCUGAAGGCCGGCGAGGACCACAUUGCGACGGUGCUAGAGGAAGCCAAGCGCCGCCUGGGGGACAUCACCAGGGACCAGGCUCGCUACCAAGCCCUCCUGCAGAGCAUGGUUCUGCAGGCACUGCUUCAGCUCCUCGAGCAGGAGGUAAUCGUCCACUGCCGACCGCAAGACGCUGGGCUACUGAACUUGGACACGCUGAGUGCCAAGUUCAAGGAGGCCACUGGCCGAAAGGUCAAGCUCAGCGUGGAGCCCAGCCUGGCGUCGAGCAGCUGCGGCGGAGUCGAGAUGCUGUCCAGGCGGGGCAAGAUUCGUGUCUGCAAUACGCUCGAGUCGCGGCUGGACAUGAUCGCCCUCCAGCUUCUGCCGCAGAUCAGGACGGCCCUCUUCGGCAGGAACCCCAACCGCAAGUUCAUGGACUAGGUGGGCUAUUGCCCCGCCGUUCGGCCCAGUAGGCUGGACGGUGUUUACGGCCCAGUAUGCUGGUCAUAAUUUAUGGCCUUGUAUGCUGACCAGCAAUUACGGCCUAGUAUGCCGAUUGGAAUUUACAGUUCUGCGUGCUGGCUGGAAUUCAUGGCCCUAUGCUAACCAGAAAUUACGCACCAGUGUGCCGACCAGAAAUCGUGACCCAGUACACUGGUCGGAAUUUACGGUUCAGCCUGCUGGCCGGAAUUUAUGGUUUGUAUGCUGGCUGGAGUUCACAGUUCAGUAAACUGGCCAGCAUUUACAGACCAGUAUGCUGGUCGGAAUUUACGGACCUGUACAAUGGCCAGAGGUUACGGUUCAGUACGCUAGCUCGAGUUCCUGUUCGGUAUGCUGGCUAAACAUUUGUGGUUCAAUAUGCUGGCUGGAAUCUAUGGCCCAGCACACUAGACAUAAUGUUCAGUACGCUGGGCGGAAUAGUCCCCCUGGAUCUGCAGGCACUCGUGUAGAUAGUCCCGGGAGUCUUGCGGAGUUUGUGUGGAAUAUAUUGUUCUUUGUUAGAAUACUGCAGUUAUGUGCUGAAAUCCGAAGAAAAGACAAAAAAAAUAUUUUUUCUAAUGUUUUUUAAUUUUUUGUCACUAUUUCGUGCUAAACUCUUAAUGUGGUAGUUCUGUUUUCAUGUAUAUGUAGGCAAGGGAGUUGCAUCUGUCUGGUGUGCAUUAAGAUAUGUAUUCAAAUACAAACCUGUUGGUCUGUCUGACCUAUGGACAAACGUGUAGAUAGUGCAGUCUUUUGUGGGGCUUGUGUGGUACACAUUAUGUAGUUCCCAGGAUAAAUUAUUAUUUUUUUUUUAAUGUUGCCGUUAAGAGCUGGAAUUUCCAAAAAGAAAUUAAGAGAUUUUUGCUAAUUUUGUGAAGGUCGUUUCUCUUCUACUUUUCAUGUUAUCGGUCUAGAUGCAAUGGCGUUUUUGUUGUGUAUACGUAUCUGUAGGUGUGAAGCCUGUCUCCAUCUGAUGCGCAUAAAAAUUUGAAUUCAAUGA